AUGGAAAUAGUAAAACAAGAAUUAGAGGUGCCGGUAGAAUAUUUAAAAUGCACAGAUGGAAGAAUUUCUGCGACUGUGCACAGACGUUGGCUUGCUAGUUUUUCAAGUGUCGGAUGUGUACAAUUUAUUAAACAUGAACGACUUUCCUCUGAGGAAAUAGCAGCACAACCUUCUCCUGAACAAUUAGGAUCCAAUUGGCUACAAAUUUAUAUCACCAUUUACGAAAAGCAAAAUAAAAAUACAAUUCCGUUACCAAGAGGAAGACACGCUGGAAGCUUAAAAACGCAAACAGAUCUCAUAUUUGCUCAAGUAUUGCACUACGUAGCCGAUACAAAUUACCGAAAUUUAUGGAAAGAAUCAUACAAAAAGUAUUACAGUCCGUGGACUAAUUUCGAGCAAAGGGAUCAAUUAAACGUAAGCGCAAACACGACUGAUGUACAAGUAAUGCAAGAGAUACUAACUCGAAUUUAUGGUUGUACGAUAGCACAAGUUGAAAAAGGUAAAAUAACGUCUUUAAGACCAGGCUUGGAAUCACAAACGCACUGUAAUUUAUUACCUGUGCUAUUUGCAAUCGAAACGCAUUCUGCUUUUUUAAUAUUACAUGAUCAAACAGCGCAAUAUUCCCUUCGAGAAUGUGUUACCUUCAGUCCUGCGGCAUUAUCCACGUCCUACUCAAAACCGCUGUUUCUUGUAUAUCAGCUGCUUCGCCUCUCUAGAGAUCUGCACGAUCUUGGCCUUGUACUUGGUGAAGUCACGCUUAGCGAUAUAUUGCUUAUGGAUAAUCUUACUAUACAGGUGCUGCCUAAGUUAAGUGACAAUAUUUACCUAUGGCCUGAUUCUAGUCCCGUGACUGCCUCAGCGACAAAGAGCAAAAAUUUUUCGAAAUAUUUUGAUUCAUCCAAAGAUACUAAGGCACAAGCCGGAGAGCCAGGAACUCCAGAAUUUGGUGCUAAUGAAUGUAUCGAAAGACUCUGCGAAUUUUGGGUCCAUGGUGUCAUUAGCAAUUUCGAUUACCUGACUGCCCUUAAUAAUUUAGCUGGCAGAAGAUACGGCGACCCCAGUUGUCAUCAUGUGAUGCCCUGGGUUACCGAUUUCUCGUCAAGAUGUGGAGGAAAUUGGAGAGAUUUGACGAAAUCUAAGUUCCGAUUGAAUAAAGGAGAUCGGCAACUAGAUCUUACUUUUGACUCUGAAUCUUCAGAAGUGGGACAUCACGUUUCGGAUGUUCUGUCGGAGAUUACCUACUAUGUAUACCUUUCUCGAAGAUAUUCCAGAUCUGUUUUGUGCAAACACGUUCGUCCUCUUUGGGUUCCGGGUGAAUAUCCAAUUUCUAUUCAGAGAAUGCAUAACUGGAGUCCGGAUGAAUGCAUUCCACAAUUUUUCAAAGACCCGAAUGUCUUUAAAUCGAUUCACGAAGAUUUGCCGGAUUUGGGAAUUCCUGCUUGGGCGACUUCUCCAGAAGACUUUGUGGAAAAACAUCGGGAAGCUUUAGAAAGUUUAUACGUUUCGGAAAGGUUGCAUCACUGGAUAGAUUUGACUUUUGGAUAUAAACUUUCUGGAUCAGCAGCAGUAAAGGCGAAAAAUGUGUGCUUACAAUUGGCAGAUAAUCACACAGGCCUAACAAACUCUGGAGUCGUUCAAUUAUUCACACUACCUCAUCCCCAAAAAAUCGUCCCCUCUCCCUAUUGGAGUAAGUCUCCUCCAAGACUCCGAUUAGCAAAUCUAAGUGGAAAACCAGGAUUAAAGUUUGACCGUUCUGUUGAAAAAGGGAGUGAAGAUGACGACCACAGUUCUGGUAUCGAAGAAGAAGAAAUCCAAGUUGCAGCUUCAAGCCUUGCGAGAUCCUCUCCCUUGGCUCUGAGUCGGUUACUCAGCAGGUCUCGUGGAUCUUUACUAUCAACGGAGGAUGCCGCCAAGCUCGAAAAAACUAAUUCUCAGACAAUUGUCUUGCCUAAAGAUUAUAAUCCAAUCUCCGCGCUUGUCCAGGUGGAGACUAUGCAUUCAUUUAUAAAUAAAGUCAGUCAGAAAACAUACUCGCCGAAAAUGACAACUUCAGGCGGCGCUGCAAACUACAAACAGGUCGUAGCAUGUCGAAGAAUCAAGGAGCAGCAAAUCCUUGGUUGUCUCAUCGUAGAAAUAUUUCUCUCUGGAAAAUUUCGUGCAACCUGGAAUACUGAAAGAAACUCUUUUGAAAAUCGACUCGCUGUUUGUCUAAACACUAUAAAAUCAUCACCAGAAGCCUUGCCAAGAUGCAUCAGGAACGCAGUAGCGUUAUUACUACAAAUAGAUGUGUUACCAAAGAUUUCCAAUCUUGAUUCUACUGAGUCUAAUGGGCGAUUAGAUUCCAGUGAAAUUCCCUUUCGAUAUCCAACUGUAACCCACAUGGGGCUUCCACCUCCUUCGGCUCAUCAGUUUCUUCAGCCUGUUCUCUCUGGAAGUCUUUUUCCAUCAUCAAAAUACUUUCAUCACCUCUUUAACGUAGUGGAGAUGAUUCAGGAAUACAAUCUUCUUGUAAGAGAAUUAAAUUUUAUUACUCACAGUGGAGAAGAGAGUGAGGCUAUGAACAGGACGAGGCUUAAAUAUUUGUGUAAAAUCAGUGAGUGCAAGGUGAAAGCAGUUGCUCGGGAACUGGAGCGGCUUUUGUCAAAUGAUGGAAUUGCUAGGGAGGCGAAUUUGCAGAUGAUUGUGCCGCAUGUGAGACAGAUUAUGGAGGAACCCCAUAGUGCAGUUCUUGCUGCUUGGCAUCUUUUUGAUCCAAUUGCUAGAGCGUUGGGCCCAAAGGGCACGGCAGACGUCUUUCUAAUUCCCAUAGUAAGAUUAUAUGAAAAUGGGUCUGUUAUGGAUGCUUUGUCUUUGACUGAUAUCCUUCCUUUGGGGUCGCUAGCGAAAUUUAAAACGAUGAGACUCUACCAUCGAAGUUUUCUUUUAAAAUUAAUGGUCAGGUUGGGUCUACGUACAUUUUUAGAAAAUUUUAUUACGCCGUUGGUAGAAGCUGUAGGUGGCUAUCGAGAUCACCUAAUGGGAUCUUCGAUUUCUAAUGUACAUAGGACGAUAAAUCUUAAGACUUGUGAUUUAAGUGGGAGUUGUGGAGAUGGAGAAGCAAUUUUGUCUCCCCUGGAUGAAGAUUCCUCUGUUGAGUCGGAAAAUAAUGUAUCGAAGGGUUGUGGAAGUCAAACUCGAAGUUAUUACAUGAGCAGUUCUGCCAAUGAUAAUGCUGAUGAAGAGGUAUUUACAAUGGACGCAGAGGAUCCUUUAUCGCCAUCGGGAAGUAAUACUUCAAACUACAAUCCUGAUUUUCAGAUCGAACUGACUUUAAAUCUCAAUGAGGAUCUUAGUGAAGACACUUUAAAGGGCUCACCAUCAAGUUCCGUACAAUCUCCCACAAUUCCAAUACCAAAGCGAUUAGACAGCAGUGCAAACAGAUCUGUGAUAGACUUUAAUAGCAUUAGUUGCAACGUAGGAAGCAAAACUUCCAGUGAAGAUGCUCCUUUCGGAAGUUCAUUUACCAUGAGUAUUCCCGAAGAAGCUUUAUCUAGCAAAAUUCAUUCAGAAAAUGUUGAAGUUUCUCACCCUUCCAUAGCGCGAGAGGAAGUCACUGAAAAAUUGAGAAAUGAAAAAGAUGAUGACGUAGAAGUUGAACAUAGCCAAAGGAAAUUUUCUCCUGUCGAAUGCAAAGUUUCAGAAUUGAGUACAGAAUCUGUGAUCUGGUUAUCUCAUCGACUUGGUCCUGUUUUAACUGCGAGGUAUUUAUCUCGCAAUCUUUUGAGGAUGCUAACUCUCUGUUAUGCAGGAAGAGAAAAUCUGUCACCAACAGCAAUCGAAGAUAGUGAAACUGGAGAAGAUCGUGAUUGGGCAAUUGUAUCUGGAGAUAUUAAUGCCGCAAAAAUUUUGGAAUGUCUCUCUGCGAUCGUAGGACUGUAUGGAGAACAAAUCGUGAUAUUACAAUAUUUUGCUCAUGCUGCUGAACUUUUGGUUCUCUGCAAGCGAAAACUGACUCCGAAUUUUGAAGGAGGCUUAGUCUCGUGCCUUUCUCUCGUAAUUAACAUUACUUCUUACCUCAGUGAUUCUACUUUAAUGGACACUCUUCAUGAAACAAUUGUGAAAGCUAUUUUGCAUCCCAGUAUUAGAAUACUAUCGACGACGAGAUAUGCAUUUCCUAAUGGAGCAAUAGCUCGGGCAACAUUGGCUGAAAAAUAUCUCCAAGCACUGUAUAUACUUAGUGCACGUUUGGGAGUAGUAAUUACUAAAAGUCACUUGGCGGUUCCGAUCCAAAGAUUUUUUCUCGCUUUUGAUAAAGUUUUUUAUAUAAGUAAUAAUGAAGCGAAAACUGUAAGUCAGAAGUUUUCUGUGAAAGAUUAUGAUGAAAAGAAUAAUACUUUGUCUCCUAGUAAUCCAGGGGAAGGGACUGCUGUAGAAUUCACGGAUUCUUACUCUCCACCGAUUAUAGAAAGCGACGAGGCUCUCGAUCCUCAGAGAAAUAAAGCGUUCGAAGAAUUAAAGAUUGUUUUCACAGCCGAGUUAGCACACAAGGCUUACGUUCUUUUUUACCGUUUCUUUGGAGACGGCUUUAUGGAACAAAUUCUAAAGAAUAAUCAGUUAAUUCGAAUCCUUUGUCAGGAUCACGAACAGACAAUGCGGUUAACAUCACCUGCCUCUGAUGAUACCUAUAACGACGUCUUCUUUGUCGAGAGUGAAGAUUUCGAGUAUCAAGAUGGCUUCGAUAAGGAAACUGGUUUUGGAAAUAUUGCAGUGAUUGGAAAUCGAAUCGAAGUACAGAAGGACAACUUUUCACCUAAGUCGCAAUCAUUUUCUGAAGGAGCAGCUGCAAUGCGGGAAGCAAAUUUAACAACGGGUCGACAAUUGCGAGGAAAUUGGCUGGCUUAUUGGGAACAUGAAAUUGGCAGGCCAGACAAAGAUACAACUUUAAAUAUCAAGCAAAUCAAGCUUCAAACUUUCAGUGGUCAUGGCAAUAGUAUCAGAGGCAUUUGCGCUUUAGACAAUGAAAAUAGUUUCAUGAGCGGCUCAAGGGAUAAAACUGUUAAACUCUGGAGUUUGAGAAGCCAGGGAGAUGGAAGUACCGUUUCUUCUUGCCAGUAUACAUACACGGGACAUAAAAAGUCCAUUUUAGGGUUAAUAUUUCUUGAAUCUUUGAGGUACGCAGUCUCCUGUGAUGGGAAUAUUCAUUGCUGGGAUCCCUUCAUGGGCUCGUUACUGGGAUGUCCAGAAAGUCCUCGCCCAGCGCCUGUUAAUACUCUUGUAGCAAAUCCUGCCCCUUCGACUACAAUACUCGCUGCCACCACCGAAAUCACUUUGAGAGUAAUUGAUUGCAGAACAUUCCAAUACGUAAAUGAAAUGAAGGUGUCAAUGAACCCUACGGGUCUGAUAAGAUGUAUUGCUGUGGCUCCAAGUGGAAACUGGGUAGCUUUAGGCCAAGCUUCUGGUUUCCUAACUAUUUUAGACAUUCGUACUGGACUUAUUAUUGCCUCUUGGAAAGGCCACGAUUGCGAAAUUUUGCAGUUACAAGUUUUAAAUGAAACAACGCUGAUCAGUUCUUCUCUGGAUCAGACGAUAGCAGUAUGGAGUGCAUCUGACGGAAAAUUGAAAUUUCACAUGAAGGGCGUUACAGAACCAGUUCAUUGCCUUGCUGUUUAUGAACAACAACUCGUCACCGGAACAACAGCAAAUCGCAUCGGUGUUCACGCUUCAAUAGACAUCACUGCCCCUUAUUCAUCCUCAAAGUUAAGAUCAGAUGCUUUUAAAGGCAUCCUAACUUCCAUGACUGUUCUAUCUCUUAACAGGUUAUUGCUCUUGGGAGCAGACAAUGGCAUUAUUACUUUACUAUGUUAA
Belonocnema kinseyi is the source of this 5844-nucleotide messenger RNA. RefSeq names its product WD repeat-containing protein 81 (gene Wdr81). The record is from RefSeq and is a predicted model, not a curated record. The coding region runs from base 1 to 5844 and encodes 1947 amino acids. The transcript has 23 exons. Gene Ontology annotation, cellular component: mitochondrion. Gene Ontology annotation, molecular function: phosphatidylinositol 3-kinase regulator activity; protein binding. NCBI's taxonomy places the organism in Eukaryota, Metazoa, Arthropoda, Insecta, Hymenoptera, Cynipidae. Gene Ontology annotation, biological process: aggrephagy.